Drepanopeziza brunnea f. sp. 'multigermtubi' MB_m1 is the source of this 990-nucleotide messenger RNA. RefSeq lists its product as uncharacterized. Gene Ontology annotation, cellular component: Golgi apparatus. NCBI's taxonomy places the organism in Eukaryota, Fungi, Ascomycota, Leotiomycetes, Helotiales, Drepanopezizaceae. The record is from RefSeq and is a predicted model, not a curated record. Gene Ontology annotation, molecular function: antiporter activity; nucleotide-sugar transmembrane transporter activity.
AUGAGCGCCUCCCAGCAGCGCCUGGAGGAGGAUUUGGAGAUGAGCAGCACGGGGCUCAUAGACGGGGAGAUACAAAAGGAUAAGGCCAACCCGUCGAAACAGCAAUCUCUGCGCAGCCAAAUCACGGACGGGGCUUGUAUUUUGAUGAAUAUCGCGAGUACGGUGACGCUGGUAUUCUUGAACAACUGGAUAUUCAAGGACCCGCAAUUGAAGCUGAUGCAAAUAUCCUUCGCCAUGUGGCACUUUACUUGCACAACCAUCGUUCUCGGGAUCGCCUCCCGAGCCCCCUUCAACCUCUUCGUGCCAGUGCGCUUGCCCUUCCUCCAGAUGAUCCCCCUCUGCAGCUUCUUCGCCGGCUUUCUCAUCUUGGGCAACCUGAGUUUGGCAUACAACUCCAUCGGUUUCUACCAACUCGCCAAAAUCAUGACCACCCCCUGCGUCGCCAUCCUCCAGUACUUCUUCCUCGGCAAGACCGUCACGGGCCUCACCGUUGCUGCCCUAGCCUCCGUCUGCAUCGGCGUCGGCCUCACCAACACAGGAGCAGCCGACACGACAUCGCUCGGUGCCGCAAUCGCCGUCGCCGCCUUCACCAUCACAGCCUUCUACCAAGUCUGGAUCGGGAAGAAGAUGGCGGACUUCAAAGUCUCGUCACCACAGCUGCUGCUGAACCAGGCCCCGAUCUCAGUGCUGCUGCUGUGCUUCGUCGCGCCCUGGAUAGACACGAUGCCGGAUCUGAAGGCGAUCCCGAGUGAUACGCUGACGGCACUCUUUUUUAGUGGCCUGGCGGCCGCGGCGCUGAACCUGAGCCAGUUCUUGAUCAUCGGGCGGAUGAGCGCGUUGACGUUCAAUGUGGCUUCCAACGUCAAAACAAUCAUCAUCCUCACCUACGGCUGGGUAAGUGAAGGGCGGUUGCUCACAGUGAAAGAUGCGCUGGGUAUCAUGCUCGCGCUCGGCGGCGCUACAUUAUAUAGUCAGCUCUCGCAGCACUGA